AUGUCCGCCCGCAUCCUCUCGCUCGCCACCGUCCUCCUCGCGGCUGCGACCACCGUCCACGCCAUCGGCGACUUCCCGUGCGCCGGCGUCAACGGCGCCCAGUCGUGCGCCGCGUGGGCCGUCGACGCCGACGCCCAGGGCGACAUCUCCGCCGACGCCAUCUGCCAGCCCGACCCGAUCAACCCGUCGGCGAGCUACUGCGGCUACGCCAAGGCGGCGUGCACGUCCAACUCGCAGUGCGACUACGGUUCCUGCGGCUCGGACGGCCUCUGCGCGGGCUACCUCGGCGACGCGUGCACGUCCAACAACGACUGCCAGGCCUUCUUCUUCUGCGGCACCGACGGCAUGUGCGGCGGUACGGGCGCGGCGUGCGCCAACGGCGACCCGGCCAACCCGAUCCCUUCGCCCGACCAGCAGUGCGUCAGCCAGUCGUGCAACGCGUCGACCCAGAAGUGCGCCGCCAUGCCCGCCGCCGGCGUCCCCAACGGGUUCGGCUGCAGCGGCGACAGCAUCUGCGCCUCGGGCUGGUGCUCCGACAACGCCGUCUGCGCCCUCGCCGCCUCGGCCGCUGCCCGCAACCGCAAGCGCUCCAACAUGGCGUGCCCGGCCCACCACACGGCGUGCUCGACCGGCCUGGGCGACGGCUUCGAGUGCAUCGACGCCGACACCAACCUCGAGCAGUGCGGCGGCUGCACGACCGACGGCACGGGCGUCGACUGCACAGCCAUCUUUGGCGUCGAGAGCGUCUCGUGCGAGGCCGGUCGCUGCCUCGUCCUGUCGUGCGUGCCGGGCCUGAGCGUCAAUGCGAUGGCGACCGAGUGCGUCUGAGCGCCAAGCUCGACCCGCCUCGACCUCGCCUC
Messenger RNA from Rhodotorula graminis WP1, 860 nucleotides. RefSeq lists its product as uncharacterized. Lineage: Eukaryota; Fungi; Basidiomycota; Microbotryomycetes; Sporidiobolales; Sporidiobolaceae. The annotation marks the transcript as partial. The record is from RefSeq and is a predicted model, not a curated record. The transcript has 5 exons.